Messenger RNA from Carassius auratus (goldfish), 1374 nucleotides. RefSeq names its product TBC1 domain family member 10B-like. The transcript is spliced from 11 exons. Gene Ontology annotation, biological process: regulation of GTPase activity. NCBI's taxonomy places the organism in Eukaryota, Metazoa, Chordata, Actinopteri, Cypriniformes, Cyprinidae. The record is from RefSeq and is a predicted model, not a curated record. Bases 39 to 1241 code for a protein of 400 amino acids. Gene Ontology annotation, molecular function: small GTPase binding; GTPase activator activity.
UUGCCCGAUAUAAUCCCCAGAUUGGAUACGUACAAGGGAUGUCCUAUAUAGCUGCUGUGCUCCUGAUGAUCCUGUCUGAGGAGGAGGCUUUCUGGGCUCUGGUUGCUCUGUUAGAGAAGCCCAAAUAUUUAUCCGAGCUCUUUGAUUCUUCUCUGGAGAAGAUUCAACAUCAAGCUUUGGUUUUUCAUCAGCUCCUGAAGCACAGGAAACCUCUGCUUUUUCAGCACUUGGAGGCUCUUGGGGUGUCUUCUCUACAUUUCAUCAUGCAGUGGUUUCUCACUCUCUUCACCUCUCUGCCGUGCUGGGACUCAGUAUUGGCCAUUUGGGAUCUCAUCAUGCUGCAUGGUCUGCUGGCUGUAUUUCGCACCGGCCUCACCAUCAUCCUGCUGCUGGAGUCUCGUAUCAUGAGCAUGAAUGAGGAGGCCACCGUUCUGCCCAUUCUCCUGCGGGUGCCUGUGGACGUCUCCCAGCAUUGUGUCCUGAUCCCAGCCCUCUGGAACACUGAUGUUCAGGAGUGGGAAAUCAACUGCAUGAACCGCCUAGUCUUGGAGGGGGCCAGUGGCGGACCGGAUGAAGAGAAAGUUAAAAAAGAAAGUGCAAAAGGCUUUACAAGUUCUCUCAGCGAUGGACAAAAAGAUGAAAAACCUUCUCAAGAAGUUGCCAGGAACACUUCCAAGAAAGCUCCUCCAGGUUCUAGCACUAAGAAUGUUUUCACGCGGCUACUGAAAGUGGCUCAGCGUUACAUUUUGGAGUCUGGCAAGCACAGUGCAUCUGCCAGGUCUUCUCCUGCCAAGAGGAGCCCUGCCCUCAGCCGCCUCCCCAAAACCAGAACCUCCACCUCCUUCACUCAGGCACAGGGUCGAACCAGGAGGAGCAGUAGCAGGAGUUCCCAGAAUUCCACUCUGGAUGUGGCCAAGGAGGAGCAGCUCCCUUCUCAAGAUUCAGAUGGAGGUGCCACUGAAGACAGCUCCAGCUGUUCGGCCUGGCGUGUGAAGUCAGGGCCCGUUGGUAAAGUGGCUCGCAGAAGGAGCCGAGGUCAGUCCGGACAAGGAAGAUCCCUCCUGCUGAAGAAUCGUAGCUCUAGAUCUCAACAGACAGCAGCUCAACCGUUUGUGCAGCCGGAGAGCAGCAACAAUGAUGAAUGUCAAGAAACCCAAAGCAGGCAUGUGGCGCUGAACGGGACAAACUUCAUCAUCUGCCCAAUGACAGCAUGUCAAGUGAGAGAAUCCCAGCUAAUUUGAGCCCCUCGAGGAACUGGUCAUGGAACAAAGUGUGCUCACUUCAUAACUGCUCAAUGAAACACCGUCAUUUUGACAAUUAAACAGGGCCUGCCUGACUCCUCCUCCACUGUCUCUGACCACGUGCUGAUACGCA